Molecule: messenger RNA, 1261 nt
Organism: Arabidopsis arenosa
Lineage: Eukaryota; Viridiplantae; Streptophyta; Magnoliopsida; Brassicales; Brassicaceae
Source: the annotation of a GenBank genome assembly
AAAAGUUUCCACCCUCUGGCCUUUCAUGGCUACUCUGGUCAUGAAGCUCAUGAGCAUUUUUUUAUCUACUGUUUUUCUCACUAUUGUGAACUCGGAACCACCGUGCCGGAAUUUCAAAUCGAUCAUUAGUUUCGGCGAUUCUAUUGCCGACACCGGAAACUUGCUCGGCCUCUCGGAUCCUAACAAUCUCCCUCAGGCUGCGUUUCUACCGUACGGAGAAACCUUCUUCCACCAUCCGACCGGCCGUUUCUCAAACGGCCGCCUCAUCAUCGAUUUCAUUGCUGAAUUCUUGGGUUUUCCGCUUGUGCCUCCUUUUUACGGAUCUCAAAAUGCAAACUUUGAGAAGGGAGUUAAUUUCGCGGUUGGGGGAGCAACGGCACUGGAACGUUCCUUUCUUGAAGAGAGAGGAAUUCAUUUUCCUUACACCAACGUUAGUUUAGCCGUUCAGCUUCAGAGCUUCAAGGAGAGUUUAUCUAGCUUAUGUGGCUCUCCUUCAGACUGCAGAGAUAUGAUAGAAAAUGCUUUGAUUCUCAUGGGAGAAAUUGGAGGGAAUGACUAUAAUUACGCAUUCUUCGCGGGGAAAAACAUUGAAGAGAUCAAAGAGCUGGUUCCACUUGUUAUUGGAACCAUCUCUUCUGCGAUCACGGAGUUGAUCGGUAUGGGGGAAAAAACAUUUCUGGUGCCCGGGGAGUUCCCGCUCGGAUGCUCAGUAGUCUAUUUAAAAUUAUACCGAACACCAAACGUGGAGGAAUACGAUCCUCUAACAGGAUGUUUGAAAUGGCUGAACAAGUUUGCAGAAUACCACGACGAGCAGCUUCAAGCAGAACUCAAAAGACUUCAGAAGUUGUACCCUCAUGUCAACAUCAUAUACGCUGACUACUACAACGCGCUGUUGCAACUUUCUCAAGAACCAGCCAAAUUCGGGUUCAUAAGCAGACCCUUGCCCGCUUGCUGCGAUUUAGGAGGACCGUUUAACUUCACCUUAGGUAGGAAACGUGGGACUCAAGUACCUGAAUGUUGUGACGAUCCUUCAAAGUAUGUGAGUUGGGACGGUAUUCAUAUGACUGAGGCUGCCUACAGAUUGAUGGCUGAGGGUAUACUAAAGGGUCCUUAUGCGAUUCCUCCUUUCGAUUGGUCUUGUCUCAGCUCUGAAAUUAAGAACAAUGGAUCAUCUGACACACAUAAUUCUUUGAUGAACAACUGAGAUAAGUUGGUCAAAAAAUUGAGACAAGGAUACUGAUAAUAUAACAUGUUCCUCAGU